CGUUGGAGCACGUGAAAGGAUUGCGGAGGGAAAGUCGCCCGGGUGUACGGGAGGAGCCAGUAGUUCGAGCGCCUCGAGGCGACGGUGGCAUUGGAUACCGGGUGUGCACCACGACUUUGACGCGAGUGGUCGUGGAUUCACGAGGCGAGCACAACUCCGAGUGAAGAGUGAGUUUCGUCGCGUCGAUAAACAGCGAGCGGCGGUGCCUUGAACCACGGUCACCAUGAACAUACCGAAUUGACUGCAUAACCAGGUGGUUCGGCCAGUAUUUCCAAAGGCGGCAAGAUUCGGCCACCGGGAAAGAGGCCACUUGCACAGGUGACAGUUUUUAGACUUGGUGUCACCCUCGUUUGCGGAGAACUGCGGCAACUCUAAAAGUGACGCGACCGUCAACUGCCAUUGCUUGCGAAGGGUGAUCAACAUCGCAGUGUAGAUUCCACCUCAUCGAAAAGCCGGCACUGACGCCUACAUCCUGCUACAGGUUCGACGAAGUUCAUGCGUGACACUACGCUGGUGCGACGCUAAGGCUGACCACGCUUCGUCCUUCUUCGAGUUGCCAGAGUGCACCUCACUGACUGAGGAAACAGCAGGCAGGUGCGGCUAAAGCCGCUGACUCACUCGGUCCCGCGUAUACCGGAGACGCAUCGCAAGGGAAAAGCGCUGCCGCGCGCACCAUGAUGGACACUUUAUCCAACGACCCAGAAGACGGUUCCCUGCAGAAAAAGAAAGCCAAGAAAUUCAGGCUGUUCGGCAAGAAGAAGUCUCAACCCGCGCAGCUGGACCCAAACUGCCCCCAGUGCAACCCGCACCUUCUGUUAGCCCUCGAGCAACAGCAGAGGCAGCAACAGCUCUACCUGCAGCAGCAGCAGCGGUUGCAGUACCACCACCAGCUCCAGCAGCAUCAGCAGCAGAUGCUGGCCAAGGCGGAGGCGAUCGCGGCGGGCAGAAGGCAAGGUCGCCGAGCGAUGGACGACAGUCCAGGCGCCAUCGUCGAGGACUAUGGCGACGACGAUGACGGCGACGAGAUCAAGGUGGUCGCCUCGUCAUCAACAAUGCGAGAGGGAGGCCCCUCAGCCUCCACCGUGGGUGGCGCUCGGGUGGCGUGCGACUGCCACAGAUGCCAACAGGAGCGCUCUGACAGGCAGCUCACCGUCGAGCUUCUGCCGAUGGACACGCAGGUGCCGCUGCAGAACAUGAUGCAGGACGCUGGAGUCUUGUGCGCCCUGCUCUAAAAAGAAAGACACCGCCCCUAUCCACUGCAUUCUGCGGUGCUGCCCUGGCCGUUAUUCCCACGUGUCAUGCAUUUAUGUGUGCGUGUGUGUGCCACUGUGUAGUCCGAUAUGUGGCACCGGUAUUGUUUAUCACACUCGUGUAAGCGUAUACAGACACGGUGUGGUUUCUAUUGGGCCGACACCGAGCACAGUUUCAUUGUUUCAAUGGGCAUCAAUGUUCGCGUACAUUCUGGUGUCUCGGAUGUCGGUGCGUCCGCGAAAGUGCACGAAAAAAUCAGAUUUUCCCCAUGAUGUAAAAUUCUCGUGGUGCUUGAAUGUCCGGUCAGCAAAAAAAGAAGCACCGGAUGUCACAGCUGCGCGCACACCGGGAUUCUUUUGUGCACUUGUGUGUCACGAAAAGUGACGCUUGAAGAGAGGCUAAAGGAUAAUAUUAUGUGUAGCUAGAUUGAAACAUUAGACUUUUGUAUUAACAAAUUCGUUUUUCGUAGCGAGAACACAGCUUUUGUAAGCGAUAAAAUAACUAAAAUACAUAAUCGGAGUGGCGCCACCUGUUGUGGACUGUAGUACCUCUCAUGUGAUGUCAGCAAUGGCCGAUUCACAGAGGGAGGCGUAGAGGGAGGUCACGUGGUGAACACGUCAACUCGUCCGUUUCGGCGCGGGCGGUUCAAGUUCAGGAGCAGUAGCGACACCUUCAGCGGCAAUUUUGUACGCAACACAAUGUCAUAUUGGCGCACAGAAACAAUAAUAGACUUGUAGAGAAUAAUCUAUCAAUCUAGCUGGACCUAAUAUUUUUUUAAUGCCCCUUUCAAUAUAAAGCCGGCGGGUCACAUUCACGUUGUUCUGUUGCCAUGAGAGCUGGGAGUACUGGCUGUUCUAAUUUGACAUGUUCCGCGGUCGACUUUCAAGGCACACCACCUGCGCAGACGCCGCGACAGCCACACAUGGUGUUUCGAUGGCCUGUACCAGAUCAUCGCGGCAACGCUUCAUAAAGGCUGCGCCCGGGUGUGGCAAUUCUUUUGUGGUGCACGCAGAUAUAUGUGCACACAAUGAGCCAUCACUGCAGUGCAGCAAGCUGCAUUGAAAAGAUAACAUCGUUGAACGAUGGAAAUGUCAACUAAUGUCUGUAAACCUCACGCCAAAUUUUGGCAUGAAAUAACUAGCUUCAUUGGAGCCUCAAAAUUACAAUCUUGCAGCUAAGUACUUUUGCGGAACUAGCAGAUACUAUGGUGAAGCAAGAAGUUCAAGUUAGCCCUCAACAGAACAGAACACAGAGACACUAGAGAUCAUGACUCAAGUGAUUGUUUACAAAAAUAGAAUAGUUGAAAUUAACUGUAACCUAUUGAAGUCACUUGAGCACUAUGACUUCGAAUGUGUCUGAAAGGUAAUUUAAGAAGAGUACUAUACGAGUUCGUUCUUGUGCAAUAGAAAUACAAUUCGUGCACAAAAAAAAAUAUGUGGUAAUCCUAACUGGUGGUGCCCUGGUGAAACAGUCGUCGUACAAUACUGCUGCCUAUUCCCGUGUACAUGUUGGCCACUCCGAAAUUGUGGCUCACCAUUGCUUGCACAGUGUGUACUCAUCCAUCCACGGCUCACAUGAGCAAGCGUUAGAUUGUUGCCGUAAUAUCCCCAGUAUUGACAGUGUAAUUUCUAUUUUAAAGUGAACACGACAAUUUUUCACAGGGAAGCUAGGCGCCUCACUAUUAGCAGUCCAGUAAAAGUUCAAGCAGGUGAAUAUGCAGCGAAUAGCUGAAUACAACCUCCAUUUUUCGGCCCCGAACCACAGACAAUAAAAUAGGCAUCGCGUCUUUGAAUACCAAGGCUCCGAACAACAACUACACUACAUUAGCGACAUCACAUUCGCGUAUAUAUUCUGCAGUUCACCGACCAGAACCGACGCUGCCGCCUCUAUGUGUGGAGGUUCACAUGGAAGCACCGCACAAUUUUGUACCUGCCGCAUGGCGCUUGGACUCGUGUAGCGUGUUCUUAAAGUCACCUUUUCGCGUUUUAUAAACGACCUGAGACGUUGCACUUACCACCAGUCUAGCGCGCACAUUGUGUUGACGUAGGGCACUUUGUACAGGAAGAUCAACAAAAUGAAUAAAGAGAGCUGCCGCAGCGCACGAGCUUCGUGGUAAGCGAAUGGCGGUGCAUACAACACGAUGGUUAUGCGUUAAGCUGGUAGAGCAGGGUAAGUAACCCUAAAACUUGGAUAAAGUCAACUUGACAACGGCUUGCAAGAAUACCGAGCACACGCGUUCUUCAAGGAUGGGUUUCUUCUGUGUCGCGCGGUCUGGAGAUUGUUUCAGCUUGACACGCAAGUAUUACCUUUUGUAGUGUUACCGUCCCUCUGAUACGUAGCGAAAAGCCGCAGUUCCAUUAGCGAAACCAUGGUGAAGCGGUUUUCGAUGAAAACCUUCAGUACUCGAUCGUAUAUUAAAUGCGUGACCGAAUUCCGGUCUUCACAUAGUAUUAAGGCUUUCGAAGUGACGCAUCUACAGCGCUUCUGCCUCCAAGAAGAAGCAUCCGACACAAUAACGUUUACAAGCUAGAGCACAUUUCACUUCAACAUAAGCCGUACGCGACCUCUCCGCUAGUGCUUCGACGGCAGCCUACGUCUCGGCAUGGGGACUUCAGUGCGCAACAAUAAUACACCCCUGUUCAGUGAAGUGAUGUGCUAUCGCGGUUUGAAAAAUGUUGUGGGGUAUGUUACGAUUGCAGGCGGCAGUACGUAACUUUCUUGUUGUUGUUGUGUCUAUUAUUACGAAGACCUGCCUCAACGGCCCGUUAAACACACAUUGCUGCAAUGGUAAGAUGAUAUACAGUGCGAGUCGUGUUCUAUUAAAAUAUAUCCAAAUGUUUGCCUGUUUACAGAACAUAACGUAAGCAUUUUUGACGGGUCCGGACAGUCCAAGUAGGUUUAACUGUGUGUCUUCUCUAUGUGCUCCUCAGACAUUGCAGGUGUCUUGCUGUGACAGAAAACAAGGAGUCCAGCGUCUUCCUACAGUAAACUGGUUGAUUACAAUCAUUCAGAUGUGCACUGAUAUAAGCAGCCUCAUAUUCUGUGGACUGCCAAUUGCGAGAGCAAUAACUUGCAGUCGUAUAGACACCGUAAGACAGCCUAUUGACCGCGUAAGAAGCCGUUGUAUAAACUGCGAAGAACCACAUAUAAGGAAUAGUGCAAACCUUUUCCUCAGAUGGCUGUCGUUCAUUAAGCAAUGCAGAGUAGGUUGGAGAAAGGAUAGUUUCCUUGCCUGAAAGGCGUGACAGAUGCUGGAGAAUGCAAGAUUACGUCUGAAUCCGUAACAUAGUAAAACUAUGUUACGGCCUCAACUCACACGCGAUCGUGCUGAGCUAACUACGAACCAAGUUUUCGUUACGCUUUCCGCAAAACUGCACAGCGCAUAGCAAACAUUUUCAGGCUUCUCAGGGUGCUCAGCAGUCCCACGAUUUACGAAUUUACACUUCAGGCUGUAAAUAAUUUUAUUGCGUGUAGCAGUGAGCUCACACUACCUCUACUUUGAGCUAAGCAGUCGUCGAAAACUGCGUAUUAAUUGUGACCAUUUAGCGCACACCGAAAGGUCUGACGCGAGAUUUUCACAGCAACAGCUAUGAAACCUUAUUUCAUGCAGUUUUUGUGUCAUCUGUCGCAGCUAUCGUCUCGUUUACUUGCCAUUAGCAGUCAGGAAAGAAGAGAACUUCUCUUGUCACUAUCGAGGUGCCGAUCUUAUAUAAGGUUGAAGGUGUUAACCUUGGAGGUCACCUGCAACUCUUGACGUGCAAAGAAAUCUUUACUGUUUAGCGUGAGCUCCAGGUUACUUCAGUGCUUCCUCUAAAGCUUUCUCAACGAGCCUCUAAAACACGUUGCACGGAAAAACAAAUUCUCAUCAUCGUUUGCUACUUUUGCGUUGUUUUCAUUGUGUUGAGAGAACCGACCCAGCUGAGAGAAGCGAUCGCACAUUCGACUCCUGCUCAGCGGAGAUAACACAGCAUAAGCCGCGCGAAUACAUCUACCUGAAUGGCGAGUUGGGCCAGUUGGUUGAUAUUCAUCGUGAGAGUAGUGUUCAGUGCGACAAGAUUAAAUACGGACAGAAAAAGAAGACAAACGCGCUGACGGCGUGUCAGAUCUUUUGUCACCUUAUCGCGCUGAGUAUUGCUUCCACCUUUACGUGCGCAGCCGCGUAAUGUAACAAUAUACAAAUGCGCUUCAGUCGUGCAUCAUUUUAUCGCUACACCACGACAGAGACAAUGUGGUACAGAAGUUACAUGAACAGGGAUAAAGUCCCUAAGAAAGCCACUUCUUGACACGAGAGAGAUAAGCAAAUUAAGAAACGUCGAAGAGGUUACCCUGAGGUACACCGACAGCUUGCUUCGCUAUUAUAUAGGUAACACAUAUGCGACCAAGCAAGAAACGCAUUCAGCACUACGGGGCUGGGAUAACGUAACAGUUCUAAUGAAUUAUCAUUGGUGACUUAUUAGCGGUCUCGGUGAUUUAUUCGUGGUAUCAGCGAUUUAUAAGAAGCGAUUUAUCAGUGGUCUGAACGGCGCUCCUCCUAUGUGCGCCCGCGAGCAAAAAUAUACGGGCCAUAGGUUCGCCGAAAAAUAAAAGUUAAUUUACUCAUGAUUCUGAGGCGCAAACGGAAAUCGACGAGUCUAGCGGAAAGUGCGCAAUACCAAAUUCGUACUGCAGUCUUUAAUUUCAAGUUGAAUUCCUAGGCGGAGAGGAAAAUCGACCUAAUUGAAGAUUCCCUGGUCCGCGUACAUUUACUCAGAGGUGUACAGUCUUUGUCAAACGUAUGCGGCCUGCAUUGCCUGCGACCGCCAAGCUGACUAAAGUCGGUUCUUGUGGUGUGCCACCUGUUCUUAUUCCUUCAGGAAUGAAAAGAACUUUUGAAUUCACCAUGCAAAUGUCCCGCGUUUCAGGUGCGCCACUACGCAGCCUGCGUACAUGAUGAAGGCUCGUGCUUUUAACGAAGUAUCGUCAUCGCUAGUAUUGCCUGGUCGUAAGUGAUUGAGUAAUAACGAAUAAGUAUAACUGCGUAAAAUGAACCGUUACACUGUACAGUCUUGCGUUGUCCAAGGCCCUAAGUAAACAUACACCCCAUCCCUAACGCAUAUUAUUCCGCGUGGUCAAAACCCAAUUGCUCUGCCGUCUACCUGUUUGCAACAAAUGAAAUGCAGUUACAAGUAUGUACGCCUCUGAAUGACACGGAUUCGUUUUUUUUUCCUUGCAAGCGGGUGCUGUGUGAAAGAAAAUACCAUGGCGUCGAAAAGCAAGUGUUUCACGAGACGACCUAAGAGAACGUGUUUGAACGGACCACUCCUCGUGAAUGUUGUUUGGCCCACGAUAAAGAUGUUUAAUAAACGUUAUCGAGUGCAUUUUAGUGA
Dermacentor andersoni is the source of this 6617-nucleotide messenger RNA. RefSeq lists its product as uncharacterized. The record is from RefSeq and is a predicted model, not a curated record. Lineage: Eukaryota; Metazoa; Arthropoda; Arachnida; Ixodida; Ixodidae.